This is a messenger RNA of Quercus lobata, 1386 nucleotides long. RefSeq names its product ensconsin-like. NCBI's taxonomy places the organism in Eukaryota, Viridiplantae, Streptophyta, Magnoliopsida, Fagales, Fagaceae. The record is from RefSeq and is a predicted model, not a curated record. The coding region runs from base 1 to 1386 and encodes 461 amino acids. The transcript has 2 exons.
AUGGGUCUUAAAAGGAAACCCCAGACAAGCCUGUUCGACCUAAUUGAGGACCAGCCGGGGAAGGAGGCACCCGGAAAGUCGCAGUCCAAACCUCCACCUCCUCCGCCACAGCCUCAACCUAUUCAAAUCAGGUCUACCCCUGCUCGUUCGCGGACGCCGUCUCCCCAGCCCAAACACCCUGCUUCCCCCCAAUUGACUUUACCUCCUCAGCCUGAGCCCACUGACUCAAAGAGGAAGAGGAGUUCUAAGGGCAAAGAGCCAAUGGAUAAGGGGAAGUCUCACACGCCUCAAGAGGAGGGCGAAGCCCCACGCACUCAAAAGCAGCUAGAGAUUGGGCCUCAAGGCCAAGGCAAGGAGAUCGAUGCUCAGUCUGCGCCCAAGGCUUGGCUUCCGGCCCUAAUGCUCCACGGGGAACCGUUGACGGAAGAUGCCUCUCUGAGGAACUUUCGAGGCGGUGAAGGCGCUUAUGUGGCCGACGCUUUGGAAAGGCCCCUGCUCCUCCCCACUGACAUGAAGGAGUUGAAGAGUAUGAGAAGGCAGGAGGUCUUCCUCAGCAUGAAGAGGUCCUUGGAGACCGAACGUAAUAAGCGCCUGGAUGCUGCUCUUACCCUUAAGAACUCCGAGGAUGACCUUGCUAAGGCCAGGGAGGAUCUAAAGGAGAUGACCAGGCAGAGGGAUAGCGCUGAAGCAGGCCUGUCUGGUGCCCAAACGCAGGCCGAGGCCCAGACGAAGCGCCUACUUGAAGCUGAAGAUCAACUAGGGAUUGCUAAGAAGCAGAUUAUUGAUCUCAAAAAGAGGCUAACUGAGGCGGAUCAGGCCAAAAAUGUUGCGGAAUGGGCUAGGGACGAAGCUCUAAGGGCCAAGACGGAGGCUGAGACCUCCAAGGACAAAGUCGAGGAGGAGGCCUAUGACUCGGGGGUGGCUGACACCCAGGCCAUCCUCAAGGCUCAAAUCCCUGGAGUGUGUCGGCUCUACUGCUCCCAGGUCUGGAAUGAAGCCCUCAAACAAGUUGGGGUGGAGGCUUCCUUCGAUCUGUGGAAGGCGAAGAAGAUAUACUAUCCUCUGGCCAUCCGUGAGACGAAUCCCGAGACGGUGAGAGCUCCCAAGGAGACUGAGGUUGCUCGGAUCGUGUCCACCAUUGGCGAGCCAGCCAAGGGGAGCAAGCUCCCUAAGGUGACUGAUGCGAGUGGGAGCUUCAACCCCGAAGCACCCGAGGAUCCACCUCUCUUGGUUCAGCCCCUUCAGUCCAUUUCCCCUGCUGAUGUCACUCGAGGCCCCGAGGCCAAUCCUGCCCAACUUCCAAUGGAAGGGGAUGCUUCCCAGGGUCCCGAGACCAAUCUUGUUCAGCUUUCCAAGGAAGGGACCAAAACGAAGUCGAAGAAGUAG